Molecule: messenger RNA, 441 nt
Organism: Ixodes scapularis (black-legged tick)
Lineage: Eukaryota; Metazoa; Arthropoda; Arachnida; Ixodida; Ixodidae
Exons: 1
Coding region: 1-441 (146 amino acids)
Source: RefSeq, a predicted model, not a curated record
AUGGGACAACUAGUGCAGAGUGCUUCCCCCAUUCUGAAAAGUGUCCGUCCCAAGGACGAUCAUAGAAAACUUCAGAAGCAGCAGACCAAGACGACGCUGCAUGUCUUCUGCGAUGCAAUCCCCAAGGCAUACGGCGCCGUGGCGUACGUCACCACAAAGACUGCAACACGAGAGGUGCAAGUGGCUUUGAUUAUGGUCAAGUCAAGGGUGGCACGCCUUAAGCGCCUCUUCCUGCCGAGACUGGAGCUGAUGGGAGCCCUGAUUGGUGCGCGGUUGAAACGCUACCUCCCCAAGACGUUGCAACUGGAAGCCAUACCCGCCUUCCUCUGGACGGACUCAACGGUGGCGCUGCAUUGGAUCAAGGGGUCGGCAGAUAAAUGGAAGCCGUUUGUAGCAUAUCGAGUGGAGAAGGUGCAGCGGCUGACCGAUCCACAGGAAUGA